AUGCGAACCACCGUGGAGGAAUCAUUGAGCACGAAAGAGCUCUCUAGCGUACUUGAGCUUGACGAUCCAGCAUGGCGGCCAUCAUGCAUCACAACCAACAAGACGACUGGAGAGAGAUGUGGGAAUCGUCCUGCUCGUAUGGCGCAUACACAAGCUGAGGAAGACGCCGGCACGACAUGUGAAGAGCUCCUCGACCAGCAACCAAUUGACGAGGCAUUGAUCGAGCUUGCUAAAUACUGCCUGUGCCGAGGAGGGAUGAAUGCUGCGGGCGAGACUCACCAGGACGAGGCCAGCAUCUUUGCGGAACAGUGGAAGGGCAAACUAAUCAAGCACGGAUAUGGUUACCUGAAGUCCAUCGGUCUCGUGGAGCUUACGGAACAAGCUGUUGACGGCAACAUUGAACCUGCACCAGAAGCCAUCGAUAAGUCUCGAGUGAGUCUCUUUGAGCCUCGUGACUAUGAGGAUCUCGUCAAUCAUCUUGCUAACACGAGCUCCCACGAUGGGCCUGUGUCUGUCAAACACGAGACGGUGCAGAUCACGCCUGUCAGACCAACACGAGCGCAGACCCGAGAACAUGACAAGGACGCAUCGUUUCAGUCGUUCAUUACCAGAAGUGUAACUCGAAAUAGUCCUGCGGAGACCAUGAGCUUACGAACCAGCUGGCAAUAUUCUGGCAAAGUACGCAAAGAAGUGCUUGAUCGUCUUGAUACACCUCCUAGUACCACAGAGUCGCCACAUGUAGGGACAGGAGCAGAGCCCUUGCAGCAGGAAUCUACAGAAUGUGAAGUACUCGAGGGCUCAGUAAAAAGCUUGCGCCAUCUGGUCCGUGGCAGGCCUUGUUAUGGUCCUAAUGCAGGAGUUGGGAAGUGGCAGUGUUCUGCGUGCACCAAGCAGAGUCGAAAGAGUUUCUGGGACUAG
Molecule: messenger RNA, 918 nt
Organism: Lithohypha guttulata
Lineage: Eukaryota; Fungi; Ascomycota; Eurotiomycetes; Chaetothyriales; Trichomeriaceae
Exons: 1
Coding region: 1-918 (305 amino acids)
Source: RefSeq, a predicted model, not a curated record